Alosa alosa (allis shad) is the source of this 3630-nucleotide messenger RNA. Its product is annotated as NAD(P) transhydrogenase, mitochondrial-like. Gene Ontology annotation, biological process: NADPH regeneration; proton transmembrane transport. Gene Ontology annotation, cellular component: mitochondrial inner membrane. Lineage: Eukaryota; Metazoa; Chordata; Actinopteri; Clupeiformes; Clupeidae. The coding region runs from base 222 to 3458 and encodes 1078 amino acids. Gene Ontology annotation, molecular function: NAD binding; NADP binding. The transcript is spliced from 21 exons. The record is from RefSeq and is a predicted model, not a curated record.
GAACCUGCAACCAUGUGUUUGCUUACUGAUGUCCUGGGGAAUGAAAUGUCACACUGUUGGGCCUAAAGCAUGAGAGUGUGAGUGUGUGUGUCAGCUCUGGGUUCCUGGUGUUGGACUUUUCUGGGAGUAAAAUGUGCCUUUCCAUCUGAGGGCAAAGUAAGUCUUUCAUUCCUCUGCAUUCAGGAUAUUUGGGUUGGGGCCACAGGACCACUGUGUGAGCCAUGUCUUGCCUCCUACGCUGCGUCUCCUGCACCUCUGUGCCCUUGGUUUACCGAGCUGCACUAAAAAAGUCACCUGGGAAAAGGUACUUUCAAACCUGUGCUAUUCUAUGGAACCAACAGGCUCCCAAAGGUGUGCGUUAUAAAGAUGUCAUGGUGGGCGUGCCCAAGGAGAUCUUCAAGACUGAGAAGAGAGUGGCCCUUUCCCCUGCCGGAGUGGAGGCCCUGGUCAAGCAGGGCUUUAAUGUCCAGGUGGAGAGCGGCGCCGGAGACGAAUCCAAGUUCUCCAAUGAUCAGUACCAACAGGCAGGGGCCAAAAUUACCGACACCAAGGGCGCCUUCAACUCAGACCUGGUUCUGAAGGUGCGAGCGCCGACCUUCAGCGAGGCUUUGGGCAAGCAUGAGGCCGAGCUGCUGAAGCCCAAGUCCACCCUGGUGAGCUUCAUCUACCCCGCCCAGAACCCUGAGCUUAUGGACAAGCUGGCCAAGCAGCAGUGCACCGUCCUGGCCAUGGACCAGGUCCCCCGAGUGACUAUCGCCCAGGGUUACGACGCCCUGAGCUCCAUGGCCAACAUCGCAGGGUACAAGGCCGUGGUCCUCGCUGCCAACCACUUUGGAAGAUUCUUCACCGGCCAGAUUACCGCAGCUGGGAAAGUACCUCCAGCUAAGGUGCUUGUUAUUGGUGGUGGCGUAGCAGGAUUGGCUGCAGCAGGAGCAGCCAAAUCAAUGGGGGCCAUUGUGAGAGGGUUUGACACAAGACCAGCAGCACUGGAGCAGUUCAGGUCCUUUGGGGCAGAAGCUUUGGAAGUGAAUAUCAAAGAGUCAGGAGAAGGAGUUGGGGGUUAUGCCAAGGAGAUGUCUAAAGAGUUCAUAGAGGCCGAGAUGGAGCUGUUUGCCAAGCAGUGCAAGGAGGUGGACAUCGUUAUCACUACUGCUCUUAUUCCAGGAAAGAGGGCUCCCAUCCUGAUUAAGACGCCGAUGGUGGAGUCCAUGAAGGAUGGCUCUGUGGUGGUGGAUUUGGCCGCUGAAGCCGGAGGGAACAUUGAGACGAUUAAACCCGGAGAACUCUAUGUGCACAAAGGGGUGACAAACAUUGGAUUCACAGAUCUCCCUAGCAGAAUGUCCACACAAGCCAGCUCACUGUACUCCAACAACAUUCUGAAGCUACUGAAAGCUAUUAGCCCUGAUAAGGAGUACUUCCACUUUGAACCUGUGGACGACUUUGAUUACGGAACACUUGACCAUGUCAUCCGUGGCACCACGGUGAUGAAGCAAGGCAAGAACAUUUUCCCAUCGCCAUUACCAAAGACUGUCCCUCCACCUCCCCCGGCUAAGAUAAAGUCUGUAGCCGAGCUGGAAAAGGAGAAAAAGGCAACAGUCUCCCCUUUUAACCGCACCAUGACCUCCGCAGGCAUCUACACAGCAGGGGUGUCCACUGUCCUUGGUCUGGGUCUUGUCGCACCCAGCGCUGCUUUCACCCAGAUGGUCACCACUUUUGGACUGGCAGGAAUUGUUGGCUAUCACACGGUGUGGGGCGUCACCCCAGCCUUACACUCACCUCUCAUGUCUGUCACCAAUGCCAUCUCAGGCCUGACUGCUGUGGGUGGCUUAGUGUUGAUGGGUGGAGGUCUCACACCAUCAUCUCUCCCUGAAAGUCUGGCACUGGCAGCUGCGUUUGUGUCAUCUAUCAACAUUGCAGGCGGUUUCCUCAUCACAAAGAGAAUGUUGGACAUGUUUAAGCGGCCCACAGACCCCCCGGAGUAUAACUACCUGUAUGGAAUCCCUGGAGCUCUCUUUGUGGGGGGAUAUGGAGCAUCUGUAGCCAGUGGCUACCACAUAGAACAGAUGAUGUACCUUGGCUCGGGCCUGUGCUGUGUCGGAGCCCUGGCCGGCCUGUCUGCCCAGGGCACCAGUCGCUUGGGCAACACCCUGGGCAUGAUGGGGGUGGCUGGGGGCAUCGCUGCCACCCUGGGUGCACUCAAGCCCUCCCCUGAGCUGCUGUCACAGAUGUCUCUGGCCAUGGCAAGCGGAGGCACCAUAGGAUUGACCAUCGCCAAGAAAAUUGAGAUCAGUGAUCUACCUCAGUUGGUGGCAGCCUUCCAUAGCCUUGUAGGGUUGGCAGCAGUGCUCACCUGCGUUGCUGAGUACAUGAUUGAGUAUCCCCACCUCGACGCCCAUCCUGCUGCCAAUAUGGUGAAGACCGUUGCCUAUCUUGGCACCUACAUUGGUGGUGUCACCUUCAGUGGUUCCCUGGUUGCUUAUGGAAAGCUUCAAGGUGUUCUUGACUCGGCACCCCUGAUGCUCCCUGGCCGCCACAUGAUGAACGCUGGCCUCAUGGCUGCCUCGGUCGGAGGCAUGGUGCCCUUCAUGCUGACUGACAGCUACGGUACAGGCAUGGGCUGCCUGCUGGGGGUCUCUGGCCUCUCCACCGUCAUGGGCGUCACACUGACUGCAGCCAUCGGGGGUGCAGACAUGCCUGUGGUCAUCACCGUGCUGAACAGCUACUCUGGCUGGGCCCUGUGUGCCGAGGGCUUCUUGCUGGACAACAACCUCAUGACCAUCGUUGGCGCACUGAUUGGCUCGUCCGGUGCCAUCCUGUCUUAUAUCAUGUGUGUGGCCAUGAACCGCUCCCUUCCUAAUGUUAUUUUGGGUGGCUAUGGCACUUCAUCCACUGCUGGUGGGAAACCCAUGGAGAUUGUAGGCACCCACACUGAAGUUAACUUGGACCAGUCCAUUGAAAUGAUAAGGGAGGCGAACAGCAUUAUUAUCACUCCUGGUUGGGGUCUUUGUGCAGCCAAGGCCCAGUAUCCCAUUGCUGACAUGGUGAAGAUGCUCUGUGAGCAGGGCAAGUCAGUCAGAUUUGGAAUCCACCCUGUGGCUGGCCGCAUGCCUGGUCAGCUGAAUGUCCUUUUGGCUGAGGCUGGAGUUCCUUAUGAUAUUGUGCUGGAAAUGGAUGAGAUCAAUGAGGACUUCCCAGAGACUGAUUUGACUCUUGUCAUCGGAGCCAACGACACUGUAAACUCUGCGGCCCAAGAGGACCCAAAUUCCAUAAUUGCUGGAAUGCCUGUGCUGGAGGUCUGGAAGUCAAAGCAGGUGAUUGUGAUGAAGCGUACUCUUGGUGUGGGCUACGCUGCAGUGGACAACCCCAUAUUCUACAAACCCAAUACAUCCAUGCUGCUGGGAGAUGCCAAGAAAACAUGUGAUAGCUUACAGGGUAAAAUUAGAGAAGCUUUCUAUUAGCUCCAGCAUAUAGCUCCAGUACUAUGUGUAUUUAUUAAUUGAUCUUGUCCAUAUCCAAUUGAUGAAUGUAUGAUUGUUGUAUUUCAAUUCCAUGGCAUAGAGUUAUUGUGCAUUCAAACCCAGAGCUAAUCAUUAGUCUGAUAAAGUAAGUACAUCUUGCAAGAGUAUAAAA